AGUCGAGCGUGGGGGGUGCCUGCGAGACAGGCCCUGAGGCUGAGCACCGUCGCCUCAGCGGUACACUGCCACUGAGGCCGGGAGGAGCCGGGCUGCCAGCUCCGCCGCCCGGAAGGACGGAGUCUCCCUGUCCCGUGACAGGCCCGCCGGAGGCGCCGCGCCUCGCUGCUGCCCGCACCGCGAGCCCCCAUGGCGGCGGACGCCCCCAGUACCCUUCCGGUUCAGCUGGUGGAGCAGCCCAGAUUGCAGAAGCUGAAGGAGAUGUUUAUAUCAAAGUUUGGAUCGGUUCCCAAGUUUUAUGUUCGUGCUCCAGGGCGAGUCAACUUAAUAGGAGAACAUAUAGACUACUGUGGUUAUGCUGUGCUCCCUAUGGCCAUAGAACAAGAUAUACUGAUUGCAGUAGAACCUGUAAAAACUCAAGUUGUCCAACUGGCAAAUACCAAUUCUUUGUACUUGGAUUUCAGUGCUAGCGUUAAUAACAUUCAGAUUAACAAAACCAAACCUCAGUGGCAUAACUACUUCCUUUGUGGACUCAAGGGUAUUCAGGAACAUUUUGGUCUUAAUAACCCAACUGGAAUGAAUUGUCUGCUAGAUGGAACCAUCCCUCCAAGUUCUGGUCUCUCUAGCUCCAGUGCUUUGGUGUGCUGUGCAGGACUCGUGACACUAACAGCUAAUGGAAAAACCCUCUCUAAGGUGGAACUUGCAGAGAUUUGCACAAGGAGUGAACGUUACAUUGGCACAGAAGGUGGGGGAAUGGACCAGUCCAUCUCUUUUCUGGCAGAAGAAGGAACUGCCAAGUUGAUAGAGUUCAGUCCUCUGAGGGCAACUGAUGUUAGACUUCCAAGUGGAGCAGCAUUUGUUAUUGCUAACAGUUGUGUUGAAAUGAAUAAAGCAGCCACUUCUCAUUACAAUAUUAGGGUAAUGGAGUGUCGUCUGGCUACAAAGCUUCUCUCAAAGUCAAAAGGCUUGGACUGGAGAAAAACAUUGCGACUCCAUGAUGUGCAAACCAAGCUAGGAGUUAGCCUAGAGGAAAUGCUGACCAUUGUUGAGGAGGUAUUACAUCCUGAGCCUUACAGUACAGAGGAAAUUUGUAAAUGCCUGGGAAUUAGCCUGGAGGAGCUCCGCUCUCAGAUCCUCAGUCAGAACACGCAAGAUGUUUCCAGCUUUAAGCUAUACCAGCGUGCAAAGCAUGUGUACAGUGAAGCUGCCAGAGUGAUGGAAUUUAAGAAGGUAUGCAGCGAAGCACCUGCCAAUGCAAUCCAGCUGCUGGGAGAAUUAAUGAACCAGAGCUAUAUCAGCUGCAGGGAAAUGUAUGAGUGCAGCUGUCCUGAACUGGAUCGCCUGGUAGACAUCUGCCUACAGUCUGGGGCCAUUGGGUCACGUCUGACUGGAGCUGGCUGGGGUGGCUGCACUGUGUCAAUGGUGCCUACCGACAAGCUCGACGCUUUCCUGAAAAAUGUAAAACAAGCCUACUACCAAACUGAUGUCCAAAGGUUAGCACUGGAGAAUAAUAGUCUGUUUGCUACCAAACCUGGAAGAGGAGCUUUGGUUUUUGUUGAGGCUUGAAGAACGUAAAAAUCUUAAAGAAACUAUGUAGGGCAUUUAGAACUGGCUGUACUUCCCGUGCCGCAGCGAGGGAAUGCCUGUUCUGGUUUUUUACUGUAAUGAGCAGUUGCUACUAUCAAAAGAUAUUUCUGAAAAAGUGCUUAAAACUCUGAUUAUAAAGCCUUUCUUUUUUUCAUACUAAAACCAUCUUUCAGUAGAAACAUUGAUUUGUAACAACCUAUUGACAAGGAAAACAAAUUGAA
Molecule: messenger RNA, 1808 nt
Organism: Dryobates pubescens (Downy woodpecker)
Lineage: Eukaryota; Metazoa; Chordata; Aves; Piciformes; Picidae
Gene: GALK2
Product: galactokinase 2
Exons: 10
Coding region: 190-1566 (458 amino acids)
Biological process (GO): galactose metabolic process; carbohydrate phosphorylation
Cellular component (GO): cytoplasm; cytosol
Molecular function (GO): ATP binding; galactokinase activity
Source: RefSeq, a predicted model, not a curated record